Zingiber officinale is the source of this 1522-nucleotide messenger RNA. Its product is annotated as protein Jade-1-like. The transcript is spliced from 2 exons. The record is from RefSeq and is a predicted model, not a curated record. Gene Ontology annotation, biological process: regulation of transcription by RNA polymerase II. Bases 449 to 1321 code for a protein of 290 amino acids. Lineage: Eukaryota; Viridiplantae; Streptophyta; Magnoliopsida; Zingiberales; Zingiberaceae.
AGAAGACUGGGAAGGAACCAGAAGGUUCGGAGACUGGAUCGGGAAGCCUAGAAGCUUCUAGAAAAUUCACAAGCCCAAACUGAGGCCUCCAAUAAGGCCCAACUGUAAGCCUAAUACAGCCUAAAGUAGCAAUUGAACUAGGCGCGAGCACAUUCCCGCGGUAAUUUCAACUGCCGCCUCCCCAAACUAAAACGGCAGAGGCAAUUGCAAUAUUCCUCGACACGGGUGGGAAAAAUUUAGUUCCAUCAAAAUUCAAAAUAUUCCUAAAUUUAGUCCCACCACACGCCGGCCUCUGUUUUAGAUUUAAACCAAACCCAUCAACUCAAACUCUUCGCGCCUCCCAAUUCCCGCUUCGCCUUCCCCGCCCUCUAAAUUCCUCUCCCUCUCCCUUUCCUUCCAACUCCCCGCCCUUUGAUUCGCAAUCUUUCUCUUCUCUUCACUGUGAAUCAUGGAGCUACCACCAUCCAAAAGGUACAAGCUUCUCCACCAACAAGAAGACCUCUCCCAUGGUCCUUACUUCCUCGAAUCUCUUCCUGCGAAAAAGAGAUUAUCCUGCUUCACAGCAGCCGUCUGCCUCCCGGCCAAAAAGAGAGUAUGGGCUCCUUUCCACGCUUCCUCUAUCGACCUCAACCUGCGGCCUGGCGACGAAGCUGAGGAAGAAGAGGGACCGAAGGAACCAGCCAGCUGCGGAGAAGAAGCAGACGAGGAAGAUGACGGCGUCAUCUGUGCAGUCUGCCGGAGCACCGACGGCGACCCACUCGACCCCAUCGUGUUCUGUGACGGCUGCGAUCUCAUGGUUCACGCUUCCUGCUACGGCAGCCCUCUCAUCGAUUCGAUCCCUGAAGGCGACUGGUUCUGCACGCUGUGUGAGCGUCGGCCCGAGAAGGGGGCUGCGGAGACGAGUUGCUGCCUCUGCCCCGUGCAGGGCGGCGCGAUGAAGCUGACGGAGGAUGGCCGGUGGGCGCACAUCGUGUGCGCUCUCUUCGUGCCGGAGGUCUUUUUCCGGGACCCCAAAGGCCGAGAGGGUGUCGACUGUUCCCGCGUCCCUGAUAGGCGGUGGAAGCAGAUAUGCUAUCUUUGCGGCGCGGCCGGUGGGUGUGCAGUCGAGUGCUCGGAGCCCAAAUGCAGGUUGAGUUUCCAUGUGUCAUGCGGGCUGGAGCAGCGGCUUUGCUUUGAGUACAAGGAGUGGCGCGGCGCGGCCAUUGUUGCCGGAUUCUGUGCGGAGCACACAAAGCUCUGGGUGAAGCAACAACAAAGUGGAAAGUUCAGGAUCGUGGCAAGGGAGGAGCAGGAGGAUCGAAAGGGGAAGGGCAAAGCUUGAAGCUGGGUUGCCUUGCAGGGUGCAACUCUGUUGGUUCUUGUUCAUUUACAGCUUUGUCUUAACUUGGUGUUCUGUUUUAUUUAAAGUUCCUGAUCUUGAUGACCUUUUGAAUGUGUGGAGGUGCUGGAUUUUGAUUCAGAAAUUACAGUAUGUCGUGCAAACUCCAAUUGAUAUUUAAAUUUAUUGUGUUUGAUUUGUGAA